GCAAUGGGCCAGCAUCGGCUAGCCAAGUCCAGGAAGCGGCAGCAAAUCUGACGUGCCCCGUCUCCACUCCCGCUGCCGAGUCCGGCGACCACCAUGGCCACUCGCCGGAGUCCCGUCACCACCCACCACCGCCUCUUCCUACUCCUCCUCCCCUUGCUGCUAAUAAGCUCGUUCCUCCUCCCCCUCUCGUCCGCCUACCGCCCCGGCAACAUCAUCCCCAUGCUCCGCUCCGGCCAGUACCACGGCUCGAGGUCGGUGUGGUUCGACGUCAUCGGCCGCCACUGCCCGGUCUUCGCGGUCAACCGGGAGGUGCUGAUGCCGAUCCCCAAGCCGACAGGGUUCACCGGCGCGGAUCCGUAUAAGAUAACAUUUCAGAUUGGACACGAAAAAUUCCAUGUUCCUUGGCUUUAUGUUAUUAAUCGCAAAAGCUCUGAAGUUCCACUGAUUGAUUUCCAUUUAAAAUACACUGGAAACGAUUUGCUUGGUGUUACGGCUAAAGUAGUGGACAUGCCUCACCAUUUUGUGGAACUUCAUCCUGACAUAAAGAAGAAUUUCUGGGAUCAACAGAAUUGGCCAAAAUAUGUACUUGUUAGUUAUACAUGGGAGGAACAGUCAGAGAUAGAUGUUACUGCAGGAUUCUAUGUGUUAUUUGGAUCUGGCCUUGUUCUUUCCUUCAUCCUUGCAAUCUAUGUAUUACAGUCAUCUCAAGAAAAGUUAACAAGGUUUGUGCGAGAAGCGGUUUCUGAUAGCAGUCUACCUGAAGGAGGGGUUGCAAAGGUUGAGUGAUGUUUCCACGAGGGGCUGUUGGAUUAUCGAUAAAUGUUCGCUUAUGGGAACACUGACAAAGAUACCAAUUUCUUGGGAGCGAGGACAAUAGCAUGCAUCUGAAGAACCGGUGAACCAUUUUGUAUGCAUGCAUUGUAGGUUUUUCCUUGUUAUAACGGAACUUUUAGCAAACUGGAGUAUAUGCAGUUGCUGGUUCAUUACAGUUUUGCAGAAUGUGUUGGUAAAAACAGGGACUGUGAGAACUGUAUAGAUACAUUGUCACAAGAUUGAUAUGAAUGUUUCCUCCAUUAA
This is a messenger RNA of Hordeum vulgare subsp. vulgare (domesticated barley), 1077 nucleotides long. RefSeq lists its product as uncharacterized. The record is from RefSeq and is a predicted model, not a curated record. The transcript has 9 exons. The coding region runs from base 94 to 786 and encodes 230 amino acids. Lineage: Eukaryota; Viridiplantae; Streptophyta; Magnoliopsida; Poales; Poaceae.